This is a messenger RNA of Protobothrops mucrosquamatus (brown spotted pit viper), 3983 nucleotides long. RefSeq lists its product as uncharacterized. The record is from RefSeq and is a predicted model, not a curated record. The transcript is spliced from 15 exons. The annotation marks the transcript as partial. Lineage: Eukaryota; Metazoa; Chordata; Lepidosauria; Squamata; Viperidae.
AGUCUUUGGAAAUCACGUGGGAACCUAACCCUCCAGAACAGAAAAAAUUCUCAUCACAGCUAAUGAGUGGAGAUGUCCUGUUCACAACAAGUCAACUCACCAUCUCUUCCUCCAGGUCCUCUGAAAUCAAUUACAAAUGCUUUGUAAAAGACAAGAUUGAACUUCCCCCAGCUAUCUUCACAAACAAAUAUUGCAUCUGGCAACCUCAGAAGCCAGUUGAUGUUCAGAUCUUAACCCCCGGCUGUGGCAAACAGAGCUCAGUGGUCAAUGUGGAGCUGGUAUGCUUCUUGAGAAGCCUUAGUAGUGGAAAAGCUGAGGUGGAAUGGCUGAAGAAUGGAGUGAAGAUGCAAGAGAAACAAGAGGUGGCCUUGAGAGCCGUUGAAGGAAAGGGUAGUGGUUACUCCAGUUUUGCCCACCUGAACAUCAGCAAAGAGAGCUGGGACAAAGGGGACCUCUACACCUGUAAAGUGACUCGCCCGCCAGGCAGUCAAAACAUCACAGUGUACAAUGCCAGCAAAUGUCAAGUGUGCUACGGUUGCAUGAUUCAGCCCACCAUGUUUAUUACCAAGCCAUCUUACAGAAGCCUACUCAAUAAGUCAGCCGUCCUAGUCUGCACUGUGAUUUCUCCUAACCUUGAAAGCGCUCAGGUCACCUGGCUUGUGGAUGACAAGCCCAGCAGUGAGGGUGUGACUGGGAUGGUGAUGACGGAUGCUAACGGAAGUCAGAAGUUGAGAAGUAACCAUUCGGUGUCUUUGGAGCAAUGGACAAAGGGCACCAUCUUUGCCUGCAAAGUAACCGGAGGCUGCUUUGAAGAACGCACAGAAGCCAUCACCAUCAGGAAGGCUACUCGUAAAAAGCUGAGAUUACAUGGGCAUACUGAACCACGGCCAUUAUUGUUUGAGCCACUGCAUUCUAGACCACUUGAAGCUUCCCAGUGGUCUUCAAGGAUUGCCCCAGUUGCAGUAGUCAAGCCAGAAGAAAUGCAAGCGCCCUCCGUCAUCAUUUCCCGAGCCCCCCUAGAGAUUUCCCUCAAGAGCACCACUGCCCUCAUUCUCAUCUGUGAUGUGAGUGGAUUUUCCCCAGAGGAGAUUAGCAUCUCGUGGGAAAGAAAUAAUGUAUCCCUGGAUGAAAAACUGUACGAUAAUGGGAUCGCCACGGAGACAGCAAACGGGUACUCCAUUUAUAGCAUCUUAAAAAUCGGCAGAGAUGAACCGGGAGGAAAAGGAGGGAGCUACAGCUGUAUAGUCCACCAUCCUGCUUCUCAAACUCCGUACGUGGCCUAUGAAAAAGUACCCAUUGAUUUCCUGAAACCCACUUCUCCACGAGUGAUGGCAUUCCACACUUUUGAGGACAAGGGCUAUUCAAAACUUGUUUGCUUUGCUACCGGCUUCUACCCCAAAACCAUAGAUAUUCAGUGGAGCAUCAAAGGAGAGAAACUCAGUUCCAUCCCAAACUGUUCGUCUCCAGUGCCCCUCCCUGAUGGGACAUAUCAGAAGGACUGUAGUUUGACCAUCAGUGGAGAAGACUGGCAGAAUCCACAAACAUAUACAUGCACUGUGAAUCACCAUGCAACCAACUUUUUGUUUAAGAAAGAUGUGCAUUCUUCUGGAAUGGUGACAUCUCCAAGCAACAUGGAAGUGAUCAAGAUGCAACUGCCUUCCUUUGAAGAGCUCUUCACAAAUAGAAGUGCAUCUCUAACCUGCAUGGUGCCCCUCAUGAAUGCCAGUGCCAAUGCAACCUUCAGCUGGACAAUGGAUGGCAAACUGGCCAACAAUAAUUCAGUGACAAAUGAAGUCUUCCAAGAAAGCAACCACACUUCUUUGAUGUAUGGCCAAUUGCAGGUGAAUCUGAGUGAGUGGACCAGCACCACCCAAUUCACUUGUAGCAUCCAGAAUGGCCAAGGCGAAACAAAGACGAAGCAUUUUGACCGAAGGAAUGGGACUGUGAGACCCCCCAAAGUGGAUCUCCAGCGUCAGUCAUCCAGUGAAGACCUCAAUGUGACCCUACUGUGCAUAGCGAAAGAUUUCUAUCCAGAUGAAAUAUUUCUGAAGUGGGAAGAAGAGAACCAAGAGUUGUCCUUUAAAGGCCAUGACGCCCACGGCAUGAAAUGCGACCACGAGAAACAAACAUGUUCCUUGCUGAGCAUGCUCGAAAUCCCCACCAGCAAAUGGAUGAUGGGAGCCUCCUACAGAUGCCUUGUAGCUCACGUCUCUUCUGAAAACAUAAUCGCUAGAACAACUAAUUUCUUAACUGAUUCCUGGGAUUGUACCCUCAUGGGAACUGCCUUCUGUGACAUCCGCAACGAAAGCGAAGAUGAAUACAGUGAGCUAGAAGAAGCCAAUGGUGUCUGGAAUAAAGUUUUCACCUUCAUCGUUCUCUUCAUUGUGGCCAUAUUUUACGGCGGCCUAGUCACUUUCAUCAAGAGAGUCACAGGAAAUAAUAGAAAACAUCAGAGCAACUCAAAUAUAAAUGAAACCUUCAGCUACACAAAUGUAACUAACUUUGAGAAAAUCACAAUUGACAAAGAUAUUUUGGAUACUGACAGGAAAUUAAACUUAACUGUCAAGACAGCCCCAACUGUAUUCCCGCUGUCUCCUUGUAACCAAGAUAUCACCACCGCUUCCCUAGUUUCCAUCGGUUGUCUCAUCAAAGGCUACUUUCCUCAACCAGCCACAGUGCAGUGGAAUUCAGGCGCCAUCACCAGUGGGAUCCACAACUUCCCUCCGGUUUUGCUGGCAUCCGACCACUAUACUCACACCAGCCUGCUCACCAUCCCUGUCAGCCAGUGGCAAUCCCAGGCAUUCCAGUGCAAUGUCAACCAUGCAGCCACCAACACCAGAAUUAACAAAAUAAUUGAACGCCCUGUAAUCCGUAGUCCUGUGGGCCCCGAGGUCAAGGUGUUCCAUUCUUCAUGUGAUUCCAGAGACAGUGAUGAGCCCAUGCAGUUGUGGUGCCUCACUUCAGGUUUCUACCCCAAACAAGUGGGCAUUGAUUGGAAGGUGGGCAGUCGCUCUGGAUUGCUGCAUCCAUACAAUUAUCCCCCUUGGCAGAAUCCUGGCACGUAUACUUUCAGUACUGCCAGCGUGGUCAAUAUCACCCGAGCUGAUUGGCUGGAAGGAAAUAGUUAUUACUGCGAGGCAACCCAUGCAGCAUCACAAACCAAGGUGAAAGGCAAAGCCAGGAAAUGUGAAGAUGGAAGCAGUUGUCCCUCCGGUGAUAUUAAGGUGGAUAUUCUGCCCCCAAGACCAAAAGCCUUGUACAUUGAUAGAAAUAGCAAGAUCAGCUGUGUGGUGAGCAAUCUGCAAAAUGAACAGGGGUUGAAAUUCACCUGGUCUCGGGAGAAGAGUGGACACCUGACUCCUGACUUAAUGGAAACGAUAGAAGAAUCAAAUGGUGCUUACACUGUUGUCAGUCGCCUCAACGUCUUCUCUCAAGACUGGGACUCAGGAGAGACUUUCACCUGUGUGGUGGAACAUCCAACCUUUGUUUCCCCCGUCACAAAGAAAAUUUCCAAGACCAGAGGCAAACAUAGUGCACCCAAGGUCUAUGUCUUCCCUCCUCAUCAAGAUGAGCUCAACCCAAGCAGAAAAGUGUCGGUUACCUGCAUGCUAAAUUAUUUUGCCCCAUGUGACGCUGAUGUCCAGUGGCUGCAGAAUCACAAUCCCCUGUCAGAGGACAACUAUGUGAAUACUCCACCUAUGAAGAAUAAGCAUGAUGAUUCCUGCUUUCUCUUCAGCAAACUUACUAUCCCCAGGUCUGAUUGGGAAAACAGUGUAUUCACUUGUAUGGUGAUCCAUGAAAGCCUCCCCAUGAAGUUCACCCAGAGGAACAUCUCAAGAACCCAGGGGGUACUUGUGAUUGUGGAGAACGAUUACAGCUUUGAGAAAGAGGAAGAGCUGGAGCAUUUGUGGACCAUCCUUUUCAUUUUCUUCAUUCUCUUCCUCCUCAGCGUGUGUUAUAGUGCCACAAUAACACUGUUUAAA